This is a messenger RNA of Naegleria gruberi, 2784 nucleotides long. RefSeq lists its product as uncharacterized. The transcript has 3 exons. Lineage: Eukaryota; Heterolobosea; Eutetramitea; Acrasida; Naegleriidae. The coding region runs from base 1 to 2784 and encodes 927 amino acids. The record is from RefSeq and is a predicted model, not a curated record.
AUGUCUGAACAAGGAAAGCAGACAGAUUGUUGUUGUCGAGUUGAUGAUGAUGGUUGUGGUAGCAGCAUUGGUGGAGAUGAUAAUAUUAUGGACAAUGUUCAGGCUACAACAAUUAAUAUUAAUAAUAUAAUAUUGGAGUGUGCUUCGGGUUCAACAUCAACACCCACAAGUUGUAAUAUAUUGCAUGCUAUUCAACAACAACAACAACAAGAUUUGGUUUCAUCCUUAUCAUCAUCAUCAUAUGGAAGAACAAACAUUCUCAUAGAAGUACAACAAGAAGAGGAACAACAGAAUCCUCUAACUUCAUCAUCACCCACAGGAAGCGACUUGAUGUUUGGUUUUUCAGUGGAACCUCUUUCUUCUUCAACACCCAUCCAAUCAGGAAUGGUCGAUGUUUACACGAGGAGGAGAAAUGUUUCAUCACCUCUAACUAUUCAAAGCAGUCGAGAUGAACCAACAACACCCAACACUAACAAAUUCAAUAAUAAUAGUAAUAAUAAUCAAAGUAUGAAUGGACAACAAGAAAUAAUGUUUAGAGUGGGUUCGCCACAAUCCCCAGUCUCUGUGGGACCUCUCUUGAUUGAGAAGGUAGCAUCUCCUUCUUUGUUUGCUCCUUCGACAUUGACACCGAGAAGUAAUCCAAGCUCUGAUGAGACUUCUGACUUUACAAAACGACUAAUAUCGAAAUAUAAGGAUGAAGUUGGAGAGCUAACCUUUUUCAUUAAUGGAAUGCUCGAUGUAUUGGAUCUAAAUCAAAAGAAAUUGGAAAAGGACAACAAAUCAAUCAAAAAGCUGUUGGAAAGGGCUUCUAUUGAGGAACAUAAGAAUAGAAGCGUAAUGAAUUCUGUACCAGAGCUUGUAGCUUUCAUAGACGCUUGUGACGGUUCAAUCAUAUCUGCCAAUACCUCCUUCGAGUCUAAAAUAGCCAGAAAAGCAAAGAAUUCCUCUCAAAUCUAUAAUAUAGUCCAAUACUUACAAGAAAAGCUACCCUUUAAGGAUUUACUACAAAAAUUUGAUGAAUUAUUAAUUUCUGAGACAAGAUGGGAGACUAAUUUGCUCUCUUCACUGAGUACACCUGUGCCAGUCUCUAUCAACAUUACCAAGUCAAAAGUUUCAAAUUCUUGUGGUAAACCAGUCGAUACCUACGUUCUAGUCAUGAAAAUAACGGAGCAAAAAAAGGAUAUUAGAACUGCCCUAACCAGAAGAAGAACUGUUGAUGAGGCGAGAAACAUUGAAGAGUUUGAAAACAUGUUCAAUAAUCCAACUCUCCUUUCAUUAUUUAGAAUCUUCUUGGAGAAGGAAAAAAGUGCAGAGAAUUUAGCAUUCUUGGAAGAAGUUCGAGCAUACAAGUCAACCAGUACAACCAUAGACAGAGGAAAGAAACAACAGGAAAUAAUCAGCAAGUAUCUCGAAAAAUCUUCAAACACCUUCCUUAAUAUAUCCCAUGCAGUCUACGAAACAGAAGAAUCUAUUGGAAAGAAGAAGAAGAAUCAAAGUGUUGGUUCCAAGCGAUUAUAUUGUCUAGUAGAGUUGUUCGCUUCGUUGCCCCAUCAACAACAACAACAACAACAACAAGACAAUCCUUGUGAACAACACGAAGUACCAUUGAGUAAACCUAUUAAAAUUUCCAUAUGUCCAACACUUGUGUCCACUAAUAAUGAUGAUUGUGCCUCUUCACCUUCCUCAUUUGCUGGCAAUUAUGAUGAAAUGAAGAUUCUUUCCUUAACUAUAGAUUCAACUUUAACUUUCAAUUUGAAUCAUGUUCAUAAUUGUCAAAACCUUUCAAUAAGAGUUUCAAUUAUGGAAUCCAAAUUCUUCUCCAAGGAUUCCCUCUUAGGUUGUGGACAGAUUCAAGUUCCAAAUACUAUUACACCAAAUAUGGAAACAGUACUAUCCACCACAUUGAGAAGAAAGGAUAAACUGGCUGGAACACUUUAUUCUGCCUUGACACUUUUGAGACGAUGUGUGAGUGGCUCAUUUCCAAUGGUUUCUCCAUACAAAUCCAGAAUGAACACGAUGGACACAAGAUGCAAAACCAUGAAUAGUUCCAACUCUCAUUUUCAAUCCUUAGUCAACUCUUCAUUGUCCAUAAUUUCCAAUACAGCAGCAACAACCAAUCCUUAUUCAAUGGUUGAAAUUGUGGAUGAAGAAAGUGGAAUAAUCUUCAACAUUUCAGAAAAUUAUGAGAAAUGCGUUCAGGAAUUUGUACAAUCGAAUCAAUUUUGUGAAACAAUCUCAACAUUUCUAUUCAAGAAUAUUCAAUUGAAGGAUAGAAGGGGAAAUUUCAUAGAUACUGAACUGGAUCAAAUCAAGUUACAAUUAUUUGCUGAUUGUGAGCAGUCUUUGGAGCUUUCGAAUAGAAAUUUGAUUCAUAAAAUGAUUCAUCAGGAUCAAAUUGGAGCAUUCCUGAAUUUUGAGAGUGCAGAAACGAUGAAUUCUGUUGGGGUUCAACAAAUUCCAAAUUUUGUGGAAAAUUUCAGAGAUAGAAAGGUGGAGAAACUGCAAGAUUCGCAAGCGCUUUCGAAUGAGUGGAUAUUUUACAACCAAAGUUUGAAUCGAAGGGUAAAGGUGGAGGUUUUGGUUCUAUGCAUGGAAGAGGUGAAUUCUUUAGUAGCGUUGGAACAUAGAACGACUCUAGACGAAACCAGCUGCACUUAUUCGAAAGCUUCUCAACAUUCCAUUAUUGAAGAAAUUGCUUCAUCAAUCCAUCUGUUAGGCUCUCAACGCAAAAGAUCAACAAUUGACAAUUCUCAUUUGCUUGGUUUUCAACAAGACCUAGAAUAA